This is a messenger RNA of Sclerotinia sclerotiorum 1980 UF-70, 1146 nucleotides long. RefSeq lists its product with no specific name. NCBI's taxonomy places the organism in Eukaryota, Fungi, Ascomycota, Leotiomycetes, Helotiales, Sclerotiniaceae. The transcript has 2 exons. The record is from RefSeq and is a predicted model, not a curated record. Bases 1 to 1146 code for a protein of 381 amino acids.
AUGGAGCAGCUUGUGUUUGAAAAUAGAUUCUCAAUCCUUGAAGUUGAACACACCAACCAAGAGACCGAUAGCGAGUCAACCCCCCAGCAAAAAUCACAAGUUACAUUAUCCUACAAACAACCAUCUAAACACCCUCGAGCUCAUCGUCUCCCCUCAGACCGCAAGAACAAUAUCGUGAAACUACCACCCUUCUUACGAAUCCCCCUAGAAUUACGCUGGACCAUCUUCGACGAACUCAUAGCCUCAACCACAGAAAUAGAAAUCAGUCCCUCAACCAUCGAUUCCUUCCACGCCCUCCGACUCAGCACCAAAGGCCUCCGCAAAGAAGUAAAAGCCUGGGCCAAAAAAAGACCCGAUCUCAUCAACGCAUUUCCAUACGGCUAUUUCAACCCCUCACAAACCGUAUUCGUGUUAAAAAUCGAUCAUCGUUGGAAGAGAGUCGUCAAACAUAAAACCGUUUCAGGCUCGCACGUCACGUUUAAAAAUCGAUAUGCCAAGUCUCGUAUCCCUUCAAGACAUACAACAGGGAUUAAAUAUAUGACGAGGGAACAAGCAUGGUAUAGUUUCUGUCGCUCACAAACGCCGCGAAAUAUCGCGCGGAUGAAUCUUAAAUUCGAAAUAUGCAUACGAGAUGAAUUUGCGGCGGAAAAUUUAAGCUCGCUUUCUAGGAAUGAAUUAUUUGAUGUUUUGGCCGCGGCGAAAUAUCAUUCUGGGGGACGAUGGGGUUCUAUGCGUUUGUAUUUGCAUGGGACAUUAGAUCAACUUGAUACGUUGCAUGAUGUGGCCAUGGUUCCGCAAUUAGGGGAUCUGGUUCAUUUAACGCAAGAAUGUCAAUUUGACGAGGAAACCUGGAGGGAUUUCAGAGAUUUUAGAUGGAAGGUUAGUGAGUACGAUGCGUUGGAAUAUCCCUUUAGGGCUGUUUAUUGGGAAGAUGAGAAAGGUAAAUUACAUGGAAAGAGAAAAUAUGGAGAGCAGCUUUAUGAGUUUGGUGGUAGGGUUAUGGAGUUUAUUAUUGAGUCGGCAGAGGAUAUGCGCCGUGGUCCUGUAUCCGUCUCGUUGGCAUUUCCUGCGGCUUCGCGCUCUUCGAAAUCGAAUGUGCGGAUGCAUGAUAGGAGCUCGAGUACGCGGGUGGAUGUGGAUUGGUGA